ACACUUACUGUCCACAACUCUCUCUGUACUUAUAGCCUCAUGGCCCCCAAAAAGCCAGAGCCCAAGAAGGACGAUGCCAAGGCGGGCUCCAAGGCAGCUCCAGCUCCUGCUCCCGCUCCAGCUCCAGCUCCUGCACCUGCGCCCGAGCCCCCCAAGGAGGUGGCAUUUGAUGCCUCCAAGAUCAAGAUCGAGUUCACACCAGAGCAGAUUGAAGAAUUCAAGGAAGCUUUCAUGUUGUAUGACCGCACGCCCAAGAGUGAGAUGAAGAUCACGUAUGGACAGUGUGGGGACGUCCUACGGGCGCUGGGCCAGAACCCUACUCAGGCUGAAGUGCUCCGUGUCCUGGGGAAGCCAAAGCAGGAAGAGCUCAACACCAAGAUGAUGGACUUUGACACGUUCCUGCCCAUGCUGCAGCACAUCGCCAAAAACAAGGACACAGGCACCUAUGAGGACUUCGUGGAGGGGCUGCGCGUCUUUGACAAGGAGGGCAACGGCACUGUCAUGGGUGCUGAGCUCCGCCACGUGCUGGCCACGCUGGGUGAGAGGCUGACAGAAGAGGAGGUGGAAAAGUUGAUGGCAGGGCAAGAGGAUACCAAUGGCUGCAUCAACUAUGAAGCCUUUGUGAAGCACAUCAUGGCCAGCUGA
Orycteropus afer afer is the source of this 645-nucleotide messenger RNA. It is a transcript of the gene MYL3, whose product is annotated as myosin light chain 3. The record is from RefSeq and is a predicted model, not a curated record. Lineage: Eukaryota; Metazoa; Chordata; Mammalia; Tubulidentata; Orycteropodidae. Gene Ontology annotation, molecular function: calcium ion binding. Gene Ontology annotation, cellular component: myosin II complex.